CAAUUAUGAAUGCGUUCGCCCACUUGGAUCUCUUUGAUGGCAUACCAGCCAAAUGCCCCGUGAAGGGCUGCUACCUGAAGAUGACGCCCCAGGAGAUGCUGGCACAUGUGCUGAUGCAUCAUCGGCCCGAGGACUCGAUGAUGGAGAUUGGCGCUGACUGGCACACGGUGUACGACCUGGACCUGACCCAGCUGGCGCCUGGCUGCAAUCACGUGGUGGGCGUCAUUGCAUAUACCGGCUCCAACAGAGUGAGCUGCAGCCGUCCCAUCGGACCGGAGCUGCAGCUCGUGAAUCAUCUGCCCAUGUUGCUAAUGAUGUACAUCAGCCCGCCGGCACCCGAUCUGGAGCAGAUGUACGUGCUCUACAUGAUAAGUCCGGUGUCCUCGCGCCGGGUGAGUGCCCAUGUCAGCCUGCUGAAUGGGCCGGCGGGCCGCGAGGUGAGGGGCGUGCGCUGCCUGCGCAACUUCUUGGAUCCCCCGCUGCUGGACAGCGAGGAGCUGCUCCACAGCAACAUGGACUACCUGAUCUACACGGCAACGGACGUCUGGGAGCACUGCACCACCGGCAAUCGCUGCAACCUCCAGUUCAAGGUGGUGAUGCAGGGUGAGCUGAAUCUGUUUGAGGCGCAGGGGAAUCGCCAAAGCGUCCAAUGACUCAUCGUCGUCGGAUGCCAAACAGCUGGUCCACAGCUCCCCCCUUUCCCGCAAAAAAACAAAAACAAACCAAAAACUAUCGAGUCCAUUGACGCACUCUUGUGGUCCUGAGUGCCUGUCAAUAAUGCUUUGCUCUUGUUGUUGUUAUUGAAUGAAACGUUGCUCAGCUGUCAGAAAUUGGUUUCAACUUAUUCAUUCAAUAAUUUCUUGGCUCGCCGAAAAGUGGGUCACACCCGAAUGCGCCCAGCCAGACACCAGAUAGAUACCAAACACUUACAACAACAACAGAUCUCUGGACAGCCGGCUCAGCAAUCAAUCAACAAGGGCUACCUAAUUGAAUAGCCAUCGAUAC
Molecule: messenger RNA, 1005 nt
Organism: Drosophila navojoa
Lineage: Eukaryota; Metazoa; Arthropoda; Insecta; Diptera; Drosophilidae
Source: RefSeq, a predicted model, not a curated record